UAAAAUUCAACAUGGCGACAGAGUCUAUAGCCUGAAUGAAGAGAUCAGCAGUUACGAAUCAUUAAUUUCUAACCUCUGGCAUUAUUGUCAGAAUGGUGGAGCCUAACGAAGCUUACGUCGACACCCUGCUAAACAUGGGGUUUGUCGACAGCGCACAGAUCCGCAAAGCGCUAAGUUUGGCAAAGAAUGAUUUGAAUGAUGCAGUGGCUUUUCUUACAGGAGAAGAAACAAGCACAAGUUUUGAUUACGAAGACACGGAAGUGAAAGACACAGAGACGCAACACGGCUCGGAUGACGGAGACAUGAUUCCUCCUUUACUGGAUCCUAGAGAAGGUGAAGAUGGAGACGUUUUUGAGCCUCCAACGGGAGAGCCACCUCCGUCGUACGACGAAGCCAUGAAUCCUGCGGGUCUGUCCCAAAAUGGAGCUAGCCACAGUCGAGAUGAAACUGAAAGUAUGGAGAUACCACUGGAAUUUCCCACUACUAACCUGUAUGAACUGGAGGACAGGGUUUUUGUGGACAACUGGUCAAUUCCUUACAAGAGAGAUGAGUCUUUGGGAAAAUGUUUACAGAGUGCUGCAAGAUUUGCUCAAGAUGGUCUCGCUGAAGCUGAUGAAAAUUGCAAGAGAUUUAUGGACAGAGCACUGCCUGAAUGUUUUAAAAAGCUACUUACCACACAAGCAGUCCAUAGAUGGGGUCAAGAAAUUCACGAGGGAAUCUAUGACAUGCUCCAUCUACUCUUGAAUUUAGUAGCUUCCAGACUUAAGUACAAGCCAGUCCCAUUUGGUUUACUUGAAUUAUUGACACAGGCAUUUAAUCCAGAAACAGAGUUCCAGUUCAAAAACAGAACCAAACCAUGGGAAAAGAAGUAUUAUGAAGGAGUUUUUGGAGCAGAUGAUUGUUACGCAGUGUGUCCACCAACUUCAGCCUAUUACACUCAUGCUUCAUACAAGGAGCCUUAUGGGUGGCUGGUAAACUUGAUAAACAAGUUUGCAGAGCUCGGUGGUUUUGAGGAAAUCAAAAAGCAGAUUGAGACAGCUGAGAAAGUGGAUGCUCCCAUGCUGGCUGCACUUUUGAAACCAUUGGGGAUAUGCGCCAGUUAUUUGAAUGCCAAAGUGUUACCGAAAGUCUUCAGUGAUGUUUUUGAAAAGACCUUGGCUUACAUUCAAGAACUUACUAAUGAAGAUAUGAAACAAAAGACGGUUGGUGAUGUUUUUGACUUGUUAACAACUCUGAAACUCCUGUGUAUGAGACUUUGGCAGAGCAUGGUGGCUGGAGUGGAUGACUUGAGGUUGGAAGUUGCUUUGAAAAUGCUCAAAAGUCCUCAUUUUAAUGCAAAGAUGAACUCCUUGAAAGAGGUUUGCAAACUGAUUGAAGAUUCAGAGAAGAACAAGAACACCAAAGUGAACUUGUCUCAAGAUGCCAUCACAGAGUGGCUACUGCAAAAUAAAGUGCUUUCAAUUGCAUUUGAAAGUAAUCUUCAUCAGUCUCAGUAUUGUGACCGAAUUAAAGUCCUUGUGGAAUUUCUCGGAACAAAACUUUCACUGGAUGAAUUGACAACCAUAUGGAAAAUGCAGGUUGGAAAGCACCCGACAGAAGUGGACAACAUUCAUAAUAUCUUAGCCACAGCAGCUGUACAAUUUAACUCCAACCAACUUGAACACCUAUUUGUGCUGAUCCAACAGAGUUGGGGAUCAGAGAAUGAUCGCAUGAAGGAGAAGCUGCUUGUGCUCAUUGGACGAAUUGGAAAGGAAGCGAGAGUGGGAAAGAUUACCACUAAGGUUCUUGAUCUUCUAUGGAGCUUAUCUCACCUGCCAUCACUAACAACUGAUAUGGUUGAUCAGGCCCUCAAAUCUCACAUUGAAAUCCUGAGUGAUUCCUAUGCUGUGAAGGAACAGAUCAAAAAGAACUAUGCUGUCAAGUGUGUGGAGGACAUAAGGAAAGGUGUUUUGAUUGUACCAGCUAUCCGUCAACUUUUGAAAAUCACAAGAGGAAUGGUGAAACAACAGUUUAACAAGCAUGACAAGGGCAUCCUUCCAGAGCUUCAUAAAAAUCAUGACAUAAUCAAGCUGACUGUCACCAGCCUUGUGAACUGUCACCAGCUUGCUGUCACUGCUGCUUCCCCUGCUGGACUGGAGGAAGACACCCUAGUUGAUGGUCGCUACACACACAAGGAGUUUGUCAACAUCCACUUGCGUUUUCUUGCAUUUGUUUUGCAAGAGGGGGUACUCUACCUCCACUGGCACAGAGCUAGAGAUAUCUGGGAUUGUCUAGUAGCUAAUGUUGAUGCUUGUGAAUUUGAUCGUGAGACUUGCUUUGAUUGGUUCUUCAAAGGACAGUGUGAUUUAGAGCCAGACACUCAAUCUCAGAUGUUUACCGGAAAGGUUCUUAAGCUGGAUCCCAGUAAGCUGACAAUGAAAGGCUUUGCUUGCUGCAAAGCAUUUCUGGAGAAUGUUAACCACAAUGACAAUCGCAUCAAGAAGACUGGUAACAUCUUUACAGUGGAGAAAAUGGACCUUGUAGGUUUUGACUACUUGUGGAGGAUUGUUCUUGAGGUUCCAUCGGAGGAAAUAGCCAUGUUAGCUGUUAAACAACUUAUGGAACUUAGUUACACUUGGCUGUCUUCAAAGCUGAAGAAGGAUCCUGUAAAUAUUCACAAGAAAUUUAUUUUGGAGUGUUACAAACGCCUUGAGGCAAUGAUGUCUGGCCUGGGACAAAGUUCAUUCAACCAAGCAGCAGGUGUUGCAGUUGCUGCUGGUGCUUCUGCGCCUGUUUCACCUGAUGUACCCAUCAGUCCAGGAUCAGCCAGGGCUAACUACAUGUUAAGUGUUGAGAGGCUUUUAGUGCUAGUGGAACAGUACAUCAUUACUGUGGAGGAUCUCCAUGCUGGUCCUCGCACUUUAUUACCUCAUGGAGCGUCAUUUCAUGGAUAUCCUAUCACCAUCAAUGUGUCUUCUGAUUUACCCAGACAAGAGAUCACUCUUCAGUCCCAUUCCAACGAAAGUUUAAAGUCCCUUCGUCACAGGAUAGCCAACCGCCUGAACACCAGUCAUGAGCAAAUUCAGAUAUCGACUUCAGAAAAGUUGCUUUUGCCAUCUAAGGAUCAGAAGCUUUUGUAUCAACUGGAGUUUGAAGAUGAACAACUGCUAUUUGCCAAAGUUUCUGUGUCAGGUGUCACCACUGUGCCCACCAAGGAAGAAGCUGAGAGUCAAGAGGCCAUGCGGAUCGAUGAGUCCAGUGCAAGUGGGUCAAAUCGGCAAACCUAUGCCUUGGAGCAGGAGAGGAUGAUGCCAGGUGUUAUCAUGGCCACUGAAUGUAAAGCUUUUGACAAGUUGUAUCAACUGGCCGAGCUUGAAGAACCGAGCAUUACUGUGCGAGUACAGAGGUUAUUGAUGUUGUUGCCAACAGAUCCUGAUGUACAGGAAGCUUUGGACUCCAUAGGAAAACAGUAUAACAUCAGCUGCUCUCCUGGAGGUACAGAUGACAGAAUGUUGUCAAUGACAAAUUUGCAAAACAUGUUCAAGUGUGUGAUGCCCGGCAUGUCUCCAUUCAGAAUACUCUAUAACCUUGAGGUCCUAAGUAGCAAGUUGAUGCCGACACAAAACAGAGAUGGAGGUGCCAAUGCAAGGAUGUUCAAAGAGAACUUUUUAGCAGCCGGGGGACUAAGUGUUGUGGUGAAUAUCCUCCAGAAGGACAUGUUUCCUCAAGAUGUUGAUACUGAGAUUCGCAGAGGUUGCUACGCAAUUUGUCUACAAUUAGCAAGGUUUUUGCUAUGUGGACAAUCCUCAGAAAACUCUUUUACAGCACCACCCUCUCCACCACACAGGGAGCAUGCAACUAUUGCAUCCUCACCAAUUGCCAUGGCAACAGGCACCAUGGAAACAGAUUUAAAUGAUAGUCUAAACAAUUCGGCAGUGGAAGCAAAAAGAGCACGCUCUAGUAGCGUGAUCGAUGAUGUACAUCCUUCUGUUAGAGUUGCUAUUGAGACAAUGGGUCGUGAUGAUUUUGCAGAAACAAUUGCAUGCUUCAUGCGUGUGGCAUGGGCUGCAGCUGCUGGCAGAAUAAACCUGGCUGGGGGUAGGCAGAGGUUAUCCAGUCAGAGUUCCGAUGAUGAAGGAAGUAGUAUGGGAGGAGGGGGUAGUGAUUCUGAGUCUGUGAAAUCCUUCAGAUCCAGUGUUUCCAGCGGGAGCCCCUCUGAGGUUACAAACAAGGAUGUAGUAAUUGUCGGCGAAGCCCUCCAGCUUCUGGUUCUUUGUUUGCAACUGAGAACGCAAUUAAUGGGAGUGUUUUACUAUCUCCCAAAUGUAAAUGACUUCAUUGUGGAAGUUCUAAUAGGCUCCAUCAAUUCUCAGGUGCGGUCCACGGCACUUGAACAACUUUUAAUUCUGAGUCAAACUCCUGUUGGAGAUAUCAAACUUCAGACACCAAAUCACUUCCUUUUGAGUGUGAUGCUUAAUGCUCCCCUCCCAUUAUGGACACCUACAGUUCAUGUCAGAGGAAAAAACUACAGAUUGCAACGUCAUUGCAGUCAAUUCUUUGAUCUCCUCUGUCGACUGUUAGACUACUUGACAGUGACAGAGCAGAGACAGAUGAAAAUUGAUCCAACCAAGAUGAUCGACACUGAAAUACAAUGGCUUCUGAAUUUUGAAUGCGGAACUAAUUUAGAAAACAGCUUUCCACUACUAGCUGGACAUUUGAAAUUAAUUAAAACUCUCUUCACUUGUGAAGGGGUGGAUAAAAAGGGUUUGGGAGAGAAGUUGAUAAAAGACCUCUUAGAUGACUUUCUCUUUCCUGCUUCGAAGUUAAUUUUCGAUACGAGGAGUACACCGUCUAAAGAGACUGUUAUUGAUGUCCAUCCUAAAUGUGUGGCCAGAGAGUGUCAAGUAGCUGCGCAUGAGCUGUUGGUGGAACUGGCCACUGGCUGCGCUGAAAAUCUGGUUUACAUUGUGUCACAAUUAAUUAGUAUGCAUCAUAUUGGAGAUCCUGGUACUCUUAAAGAGUGGGAGUUCCAGCCUCCAGUUGCCCCACGGGCUCAGUGUGGAUUUGUUGGUCUUAAGAAUGCGGGAGCAACAUGCUAUAUGAACUCUGUUCUUCAACAGUUGUACAUGCAACCAGGACUAAGAGAGGCAAUUUUGUCAUUUGAUGAUUUUCAUCCAGAUAAAGAAAGCGUCUUUUUCCAAGUUCAAUCGCUAUUUGGCCACUUGAUGGACAGCAAGUUACAGUUCUUUGCCCCUGAGCAAUUUUGGAAAUGUUUCAAGCUAUGGGGCCAACCAGUCAAUGUUCGUGAACAACAGGAUGCUUUUGAGUUCUUUAGUAACCUAACGGAUCAGCUCGAUGAAAUCCUUAAGCAAAAAGGACAAGAGCAGUUAUUCAAAAAAACAUUUUGUGGUAUGUUUGCUGACCAGAAAAUCUGUAAAGAAUGUAAUCACAGGUAUGAAAGAGAAGAAGCUUUCCAUUCUCUGCAAGUGACUGUCAAGAACCACAAAUUGGAAGACUCCCUAGAACAGUUUGUAAAUGGCGAGAUACUUGAAGGGGACAAUGCUUACUUCUGCGAAAAGUGCAAUGAAAGACGAACUACCGUAAAGCGCAUGUGUAUUAAGAGCCUCCCCCCGGUCCUUGUUAUUCAACUGAAGAGGUUUGGUUACGACUGGGAGGCUGGUAGAGCACUCAAGUUUGACGAUCAUUUUGAGUUUCCUUGGGUUUUGAACAUGGAGCCAUACACAACGGAUGGAGUAUCAAGACGAGAGUCCACAACAAACUUUCAGGCAGAUACAGACAGUGAAAAUGGAAGUAUAACAGAUCUACACAUGUCUGCAUCGUCGUCUUCGCUUCACUCCACCGUAUCUGUUAAUGCACCUGAGAUUCAGUACGAGCUAGUAGGAGUCAUUGUCCAUAGCGGACAAGCAAAUGCCGGACAUUAUUACUCAUUCAUUAAGGACAGAAGGAAUGGUGCAAAUGACAGUGAGAGUAAAGAAAAGUGGUACAAGUUCAAUGACAUCUUUGUUGAGGAAUUCGACAUGAACGAGGACACACUAGAAGCAGAAUGUUUUGGCGGCACAUACAAAGCAACAGUUUAUGAUACUGUUAACAGUUAUCCAGAAACUCGACAUCGCUACUGGAAUGGCUACAUGCUUUAUUAUGAGUCUUCAGACAAACUCAAGUCACAGUAUGGUUCUCUUGGUGAUGGUAGUGGACUGGUGCGACAUGAUGUAGGCCUGAGAUCCUCUCCGCCCUCCCCAUCCUCAUCCUCGAUAUCUUCGAGCUCAGGCCCCCCAUCACCCACCCGGACAGACGGUCUGAGUCAGCUAACAGCGUUACUUCAGAAAGGAGAAAAGAAAGGCAUUUUUAAGGACAAAAUGCCUGCUUCUAUCCAGAGAGUGGUUCACACUGAAAAUCUUCAAUUCAUGCAAAAUAGAGAUGUUUAUAACGUGGACUACUUCAGAUUUAUCCUCAACCUAGCAUCUUGCAAUGCGAGAAGUUCAUCAUCUGAUAAGCACGCCAUCCUGUCAGUUUGCAGCCUGCAGCUUGCUGUUCAGUUCUUAUUUAACACCUAUUUUAGAACGACGAAGAAACUUAGAACCCAAACAGAGGAAUGGUGUUCGUGUAUUGGAGACAUAGUAAAGAACAACAGUGAGGCCUGUCUGUGGUUUAUCAACUUCUUAGCUGGAGAAAGAGGCAAAGGUUACGUGAGACCAUUCCUCCUGGAAUGCCCUUCACAAGAAGUUCGUAAAGCAUUUGCUCAGAUUCUUGGUUUUACGUUUGAAAGCUAUCUACUUCAUGGAGGGAGUGUGGUAUCUGGACAACUCAAUAUUUUGAUUGACACAUUGUUGCAUAUGUGUGAUCGUGAUGUGGUAGACAAUCACAAAUGCUGUUCGGAGUACUUCUGGCUGAUGAAUCGAUACGCCACAAUGAAUCGAAAGACUUGUGAACAUCUUAUAGCCCAAGCAGCCUUUUCAAAGUUUCUGCAUUUCUUGGUCGGACCCAAUGCUGAAAAUGGAUCUAACCGGAGGUGGAGCUCAAUUCAAGCUCAGGAGUUUACUCAUCUGUACAGUGUCCUGGCCACUCUAGUUUGCUCGUGUGAUGUUUCGUCACAACUUACCGUCGAACCCAGGUCUUUGCGGCCCAUGUUCCUUGAAACUGUUCGUGCUGAAUCGCUUAUUCCCAUGCCUCCUCAAAUGGAAGAUGCCAUCUUCGGGAUGAACAGCAACUUUUACAUCAAAGAGGUGUCUACAGCCAUUUGUGACGUCAUGGGCACAUCACAACAGAUUAUCAAUAUGUUCAUUCACUGCAGUUGGUGCAACGAACAAUUUAGUAUCAAAGUAUUGCAGCAUAUCAGGGCCCUCCUUGCUACUGUUUCCGCCAAUGACAUGAGGAAUUUGUUUGGUGCCCUACUUGAUUUACUGAUGGUCGAGGAUCCUUUACAGUUGUUGCGAAUAAAAUGUGUGGCCGAUGAACAAGGAGAUGGCGUCUUAGCGGUUAUCAAGACAAGUAACACGACUGACAGUCGCCGGGCAUACCAGUGCAUUAAAUUCCUGGUUCAGUUGGCAAAUAAAUGUCCGCAAGCUAAAGAUUACUUACUUCAAAAUUCGUCACGCUGGCAGUGGGCCGUGCAAUGGCUCAAACGAAAAAUGAACGAGCAUUACUGGGCCCCACACACCACGACCUCCAAUGAGUACUCGUCCAGCCGAACAUUCCAACGAACUUCGAGCGCUGCCGACACACUCGCCGAAGCUACAGCUUUGCUUACCGAACUCGAAGCGAAGGACGGCGAAGCUAAUACGUCUGAGGAGUUAGACGACACAACGACAAGCGAAGACUGGGAAAAGGAAAUGACAAGUUGAGUAGAGCUAGAAAAUAUCACAGUAGAGGAGAACGGAGGUCUUGGCAGACGAUACAGUACAAGUUAAUAGCAAAGAACAGUAACACCAGAGGAUUUGUUGCAAGUACUUAUCUUCAGAUUCGGUACUCAGAAUUUACCUCUUCGUUCCCAAUUUCCUUCCUCUUAUUUUCUCAAGAGAGAAGUCCUAUGUGUUAUGGAUAGUGAUAAAGACCACGUUUUCGCAGGCCUGAAAAGAUACAGUGAAAGGAGAUGACUCUGUUAUUUUCUUGAAACGUGGUGUUGAUUUGCUGCAGAUGCUUCCCAUGAGGCGAAACAUUUUAUCUCAUUGGCGACCGAGACUUCCUUUCUACUUUCUGACUGAACGCGAUCGCACACGCACACAUAUCUAUCGUAGACUAGCGAGUUCAGGCCCCAAUCUUUCUUUCAUACCAUUAUAUCAGAGCAUUUUCCAAUGUUGAGGACACUGUUGUCCCAGGUGGUCGUUGUACGACGUAAAUUGUCCUCACGUCUUUCGUUACAUUGGUCGCACUAAAGUAAACAAUUCCUCGUGAGAGUGAUUUUAUCGCGCCUACUGAACGAAAUCCAGCAACACGCGCUAAAUAGUCGAAUUUAGACGGAAAAAAUUAUAGAAUUAGGGCCCAGUGGUUUCUGAUUGAGAGUUAACAUUUCAUAAGUAUAAUAAAUUGUCCUUAAAUUGCC
Molecule: messenger RNA, 8539 nt
Organism: Pocillopora damicornis (cauliflower coral)
Lineage: Eukaryota; Metazoa; Cnidaria; Anthozoa; Scleractinia; Pocilloporidae
Product: ubiquitin carboxyl-terminal hydrolase 24
Biological process (GO): protein deubiquitination
Cellular component (GO): nucleus; cytosol
Molecular function (GO): cysteine-type deubiquitinase activity; protein binding
Source: RefSeq, a predicted model, not a curated record